Molecule: messenger RNA, 1014 nt
Organism: Drosophila kikkawai
Lineage: Eukaryota; Metazoa; Arthropoda; Insecta; Diptera; Drosophilidae
Product: basic salivary proline-rich protein 2
Source: RefSeq, a predicted model, not a curated record
AUGCAGCCAUUGUGGACCGUUCUAGUCCUGCUUCUGCCGCUUGCCAGCGCAGAUGUCAGUCACCUUCAUCACACCGAGUCCGCCGAGACCGUUGAAUCCAAGGAGACCCAGAAGGAUCCAUCCUCGUCGGGCUUUUAUCCCUCCGUGGGACCUGGACUGGCACUGCCGCCGGGCUAUGCCAUUCCCACCGGUGGCAAUGUACCGCCGCCACCUGUCCAGCCGCCCAAUUUCCCGCUGCCCAUCUACCCGCCCUUCUUUGGCUUUGGCGGAGGUCCUGGCGAGCAGGGACCUGGCAUUGGUCCCGUGCCCUCGGCCUAUCCCAACGGUGGUGGACCCUUUCCGGGUGCCGGUCCGCCAAGUGCUGCUAUACAGCAACCUCCAGGGCCUCCUUUUGGCUUUCCGCCUCAGGGAGCUGGAUUCCCAACUCAGGGAGCUGGUUUCCCCCCUCAGGGAGCUGGUUUCCCCCCUCAAGGAGCAGGAUUUCCACCUCAAGGAGCAGGAUUCCCACCCCAGGGAGCUGGUUUCCCCUCUCAAGGAUCCGCAUUCCCACCCCAGGGAGCUGGUUUCCCUCCACAAGGUGCCUUCCCACCUCAAAAUGGACCAUUUCCACCUCAAGGAGUGCCCUUCCCCCCACAAGGAGGACCUGGUGAUGUAUUCCCAGGUGGUCCGUUCCCAGACUUCCUGACCAGCCAGGGUCUACCCUUGGCCAAUGCCCAGGGGCCAUUCCAGGGACCCAGCCCAGGUGGUUUCAAUGUGCCCGUGGGCUUUGGUGGACCCCUGCCCGGGCAGAAUCCCUACCAGCAGUUUGGACCUGGAUUUGGAGGACCGGCGCCGCCAGGCUACUCCGAUGAGCCAGACCCGCAGCCUGGACAGGCGGAGGAGGAGGAGCAGAAGCGGGAGCCGGAGAAGGUGGAGGCACCUUCAGCGCCCGAGGCAGUGCCGGAGGAUGCCAAGAGCGGAGCAGAUACCCUGUACGCAUCGAAUGGAGGCUAUGUCUACCAGAGGGCCCAGUAA